UCAUCCCAGAUUGUGAUAUUUAUCGCCGACUUUGGAGUGACCGCAGCUUUUCGAUACGAUCAAAGCAAAAGCCCCGCCAGAUUUGAAUUUGGAAGCGUCUGUUCGCGCUGUGACAUUCAUAUCUCCCCGUGUUUUACCGUGAUCGUCCUUGGCGUGCGUUUUAACUUGAAAUCUCAACCUGUUCAGCUGAGUUCUGUUUAGUUUUGAUUUCCGAAAAUGCUCAAGUACAAGUACGUUGUUGUUGACUGGGAAUCGUGGGGAGUGGAGGCGCAGAGUUCCUCGAAGAUCAUCGCUUGUGAUCCCUUCAGUGUGAGAGAAGGAGAUGAAUGUUCACUGCAAGGAACGGAUCCGGCGACAAAGAGACCCAUGUUGUUUCAGGGGCAUGUUCUUGCAAUAUUUGGAUACAUUGGUCAAGUUAAUAGAGGAUGCUACCGAUGCAAAGUCAGCUGUGGAGGCACCAGCAAGGCAGCUGUUCUCAAGUGAGGAACUGCAGAAUUCAUCAGUUACUGGCUUACAGUGCAAUAAAGAUUAUGAAGCAAGACCAGGCCUGAGUCCAUCAAGGUGGAGCAUUUUAGAAAGUAUUGUGCUAAGGAAAGGAUUCACUGCAGCUACAAGGUCAUCUGUGAGAAAGAACCUUGGCCUGGUUCUAAAGAAGGCCAGAGCAAAUAAAGAAAACAAGGCCAAAUGCAGAGGACAAGAACAGAGAGAGCUAUGAGAAACAUUUA
Messenger RNA from Pocillopora verrucosa, 725 nucleotides. NCBI's taxonomy places the organism in Eukaryota, Metazoa, Cnidaria, Anthozoa, Scleractinia, Pocilloporidae. The record is from RefSeq and is a predicted model, not a curated record.